AUGCUGUCCCGCGCCGCUACCCGCACCACCACUUCGCUGGUCGCCCGCCGAGGCUUCCACUCCACCCGCGCUCGUCUGUCCUCGCCUUACCACUACCCCGAGGGCGCCUACAGCAACAUCCCCUUCAACCCCCGCAGCAAGUGGUUCGGCGUUGGUUUCUGGACCUUUAUGGGUGCCGGUUUCUUCGCUCCCUUCGGUAUCUCCGGUGCGUGGUUUCCGUCCAGCAGAGCUGCUCCCCGACUCGAGGCAAAAACUGACGUGCUAUGCAGUCUGGCAGACCUACAAGCCCACCUAAAUUCGCGGUUCGCGGUUUGGGCCUGGCGCUUGUCAAUUGGCAGAUCCCGGAGCUCGGUUGGUGGAUUGUUGUGUACAUACCCGAAUAGACAUCACUCGGUCACCUUCGAUCCUUGUCCUCAAUCUCAUUUGUUGAUGAACGUUUCGCCAUGA
Molecule: messenger RNA, 447 nt
Organism: Ilyonectria robusta
Lineage: Eukaryota; Fungi; Ascomycota; Sordariomycetes; Hypocreales; Nectriaceae
Exons: 1
Coding region: 1-447 (148 amino acids)
Biological process (GO): mitochondrial electron transport, cytochrome c to oxygen
Source: RefSeq, a predicted model, not a curated record